Cryptomeria japonica (Japanese cedar) is the source of this 2799-nucleotide messenger RNA. RefSeq names its product centromere/kinetochore protein zw10 homolog. The record is from RefSeq and is a predicted model, not a curated record. The transcript is spliced from 15 exons. NCBI's taxonomy places the organism in Eukaryota, Viridiplantae, Streptophyta, Pinopsida, Cupressales, Cupressaceae. Gene Ontology annotation, cellular component: RZZ complex. Gene Ontology annotation, biological process: mitotic spindle assembly checkpoint signaling; endoplasmic reticulum to Golgi vesicle-mediated transport. The coding region runs from base 101 to 2494 and encodes 797 amino acids.
ACACCAUCACAUUUAUUAUACAACGAAAGUUUAAAAUCUCGAGAGGUCAUCUGAUAUAGGCAAAGAAUGGUAGAAUCAGUGGAGUUUUGAGUAGCAGGCAAUGGAGUGGAGGCUGGUGAAGGAAUUGCUAACAGAAAAUGCAGGAUCGGAGGAGGUAGAUGAAUCAAGGGCGGUGUCAGCCCCCUAUCUGCACCACCUCAAGGAUCGCCUACACAUGCGAUCUCUCCAAAUCAAAGAUCGCGUCCACAACUACAUCAAAUCGCACUACCACGACUUCUUUAACAUCAUAUCCGUGGCUUUCCAUGCCUCUAACGAAGUACAAACCAUAUCCCAAAAAUUGCACCAAAUUUUCGACAAACUUAGCGAUGGCUACAAGGAUUUGGAGAUUCCAAUUGACAGUCAGCUUUGCCGAUUGGCAGCUGAGAGAGCUUCUGUAAAGAAGGAUUUGUGUGAAAAGGAGGAGGCACGCCGUUUAGUUUUAACAAUAUCGGAUUAUGUGAAGAGAUUGGAAAAUGCGCGGAUAAAUGUUGAGCAAGGUCAUCUUAUACAAGCUGCACGUGCCCUCCAGGAAUUACGGAUAGCAUUAAGAGUAUCGCAAACUUGGACCCAGGACGAACUUAGGGUCUCUUCAGAUUUAUUACAACCUCAAGCUUUCACCCUUCUCAAAAUUGAGUGGGCUUCUUGUUUUUCCAAGUUGCAAGAGUUGCUUGAAGAUCUGUUUAACAUUGCAAUCCGAGUUGACAAUGACCAUACAAAGUUGUGUGUGGAUUUGCAUUUAGAAUGUGAAAAGUUGCCCGCAAGUUUUGGAGGCAUUGAUCUUGCUUCAGUACUAAUGGCAAUGGAGAUAGUAGGGAUACUGGAUGCUGGAUUUGCAAGGUUGGCAGACUCAUUAAUCAAAUAUAUCAUUAUCCCUAUAAUACAUAAUUCAUCGAUUAAUAUUAUUUCAGAUGAAUCAGUAAAAAAUAAGCCAGUUCUUAGCCAGGACUUGCCGUCUGGUAUACAGACAGAAGGUGUAUCUCCCGAAGCUUUGUAUUCAAAGCUGCUUCAUGUUCUGAAGUUUGUAUAUCAGUAUAUUUGCUUUGAAAAAGGGAUCUGGAUGAAGCUUAUUGGGAGAUUAAUUUGGCCAAAGUUAUCAGAGGCAAUUAUUACAAAUUGUCUUGCCAAGGCUGUACCUGAUGAAGUUUCUGAAGUUACAGAGUUCCAGAUGGUGGUGAAAUUGACAAGAGACUUUGAGCAUGAAUUAAAGGAUAUGGCAUUGAUAUCUUCAUCUGAUGAUAAAGAUGACAGACUGAGCAAUUUUGCUUUAAAUAUUGAGAUUCAUUUCGCUUCAAAAAAGAAAAAUUACAUCUUAGCAACUGUGCGAAAACUAAUAGUUCAAUCCAAUUUCAAGGUUUUAUUGGCUGUUGAACUGCUUUUCUGGCCUUCCACAUUGGCUGUUUCAUUGGCUGCAAAACAGUUAAUGGAGAUAGUGCAUGAAGCACUAAAGGAUGCAUGUUCAUCACCUAGGCAGAUAGCAUUGGAGUUCUAUCAUGCUGUACGAGAUGCUCUUCUACUAUAUAGAGCUAUUGUUCCAGUAAAGCUAGCUAAGGAGCUGAACACCUUAAGUCAAGUUGCUAUCAUUGUGCACAAUGAUUGUCUCUAUCUGGCUCAAGAAAUUCUUGGACUUGCAUUUGAGUAUCGUGAAAGUCUUCCGAAUGAGCUGAAGGAGAAUUUUGUAUUUGUGGACUUGGCACCACUUUUUCAUCAGUUGGCAGAACAAAUGCUCAAUCAUCAAGUAGCUGUUGUUCUCUCUGGCCUGAAAGAGGCUCUAGACCAAGCUAAUGGAUUCCAGAAUACGCACAAGAAACAACAAUCUGAAAUGGCAAGCCUUGCCUUAGAUCAGGCUGUUGUUUCACUAGAGAAUGCCCGGUUAUUGUGGCAACCGUUACUUCAGAAAACUAUUUAUAAGAAAGCUAUGCAGUGCAUUUUGCAACAUUUCUUUGCGUGUGUUGGUUCAGAAAUUCUUAUGCUAGAUGAUAUGUCUGUGGAAGAGACUUUGCAGCUUCGUAAAUUGGUUCAGACUGCUCUUGGAAAUAUGUCUUCUUUACUGAAGUCUGUUAUUGAUGACGAAAUGAGAUUACGAGUCAGUGGAGAAAGGUUUGAAAAGGACGACAAUGACUCUCAAAUCUUGUGGGAUCAAUUUGAGAAGUUGAUCCCGUCAUUGCACAAGCUUCGGCGAAUCACAGAUCUUCUGGACAUGUCAUUGAAGUCUAUCACACUUUCAUGGGAGAGUGGGGAGCUGAUUGUCAGUGGCUUCAACUCUUUAGAGGUGCAAAAGCUAGUUAGAGCAAUUUUCUCAGACACAACACUAAGAAGGGAGUGCUUGAAGAGAAUUGAAAAUACGGAGUUCAUCUUAUCAGAAAACAACUCCAAACAAGCAGCAGUAUCCAGAGGUUCAAGGCAGGAAGGUGCAAAACAACAAAAUGACAUCAAGUUUAUCAUAUAUUAUUAUUAAAAUGUCUUAAUACAUCACGAUGCCCAUUUCAUCUACCUAUGUAUACCAUCUGUAGCUAUCCGAUCAGCUCAAGUGGCCUCCUGCUGUAUGCCAAAGAUCACAGCCCUACUUUUCUAGAAUCUAUGAAAUUCGCUUGUCAUCUUACACAACAUUUUACAUGUAUUUAGUUCCAAUUAAUCAACUUAGCAUGUUCAAUAGGAAAUGAUUUUAACAUGACUGAUCACUGACUAAAUGAUAGCCCUAGGGAAAUAUUUUCUUAUAAUGGAUCACUUCAGAUAAAUAAUUUGAACCAGUAUUCUGUAUUA